This is a messenger RNA of Nicotiana tabacum (common tobacco), 756 nucleotides long. RefSeq lists its product as uncharacterized. The record is from RefSeq and is a predicted model, not a curated record. NCBI's taxonomy places the organism in Eukaryota, Viridiplantae, Streptophyta, Magnoliopsida, Solanales, Solanaceae.
AUGGUGAUCGCUUGGAUCACCAAUUCUCUCUCUACGGAUAUUGCUACCAGUGUAUUGAAGUACAACACUGCUAGGAAAAUCUGGUUAGAUAUAAAUAAAAGAUUUGGACAGUCUAAUGGGUCUAAAUUCAUCCAGAUUCAGAGGGAAAUUGGAACUAUCUCUCAAGGGACUUUAGAUAUUGCAUCUUAUUUUACUAGGUUGUUAAGUCUUUGGGAUGAAAUGAGUACUGCAUAUGUGGAUCCUGUUUGUUCUUGUGGUGCUUUACCCAAAUUCAUUGAAGAACUCAAGCUCUUUUGGUUCUUAGCUGGCCUUAAUGAAUCUUACUCUACAAUUAAGAGUAACAUUCUUAUGAUGUCUCCACUCCCUACUAUUAGUGGAGCUUAUUCUAUGUUACAACAUGAUGAGAAACAGAGGGAAUCUUCUCACAUACCAUGCUUCUCCAAUGAGUCAGUCUCUUUCUCUGCAUCUUCUACACCUUCUGAUAAUCAGAAAAGUUUUAAUCAAAGGGUUCAGUUUGAGUUAAGAAAUCCCGGGCAAGGUGUGGGGGUUUCAUGCAAGUAUUGUAAAAAGUCAGGGCAUACCAUUGAGAAGUGCUACAAGCUGCAUGGAUUCUCUCCUGAUUUCAAGUUCACACGGUCUAAAAGGUCUGCCCCAUGUGUUUAUGCUAACACUUCAUCCAUUGAAUCUUCAGUUCAAGCUCCCCUUUCCCAACCUGGGACUUCAUCUACUCAUGGUUUAAGCCAGAAGCAAUAUUAA